AAGAAGUGAUAUCUGCACUGCACGUGAAUGAACAGAAAAUGUUCACGUGCAAAGGAGCAAAGGAAACCUUAAUUACAGAUGAUGAGGUUGGUGUGGUGAUAGGAACUACAACACUUAAUACCUCAAAAAAUGCUUCACUCUCUGUAUCUGCUACCACUCUUUUUCACUCUCUUCAUCUUCAUCUCCUUCACUCAUCAACAUCAAAAUCAUGAUGACCCUUCCAUCAAAGCCACCAUGGAGCAAUUCUCUGGUUACACAAUCCACGAACCUCACUCUUUCCUACCCACUUCACUCUCUGUUGAUGCUCAGGCUCUGCAGAACCAGAUUGACGAGCUCUCAGCGUUUUCUGACUCACCUGCUCCAUCAGUGACCAGGGUCUUGUAUACUGACAAGGAUGUUUUAGGUCGCAGGUACGUAAAAACCCAGAUGGAACUUGCUGGUCUAUCUGUGAGAGAGGACGCUGUUGGUAACAUAUUUGGUCGUUGGGAUGGCCUUGAACCUGAGCUUUCUGCAGUUGCAACAGGGUCACACAUUGAUGCUAUACCUUACUCUGGAAAAUAUGAUGGAGUUGUUGGUGUUCUAGGCGCUAUCGAAGCCAUCAGAGUCCUGAAAAGGUCUGGUUUUAAACCUAGAAGAUCAUUGGAAGUCAUAUCAUUCACAUCAGAAGAACCAACACGCUUUGGAAUAGGUUGCCUGGGAAGCCGCUUAUUGGCUGGGAGUGAGAAUCUUGCAAAUGCUCUAAAGACAACAACUGAUAUUCAAAACAUAUCCUUCUUGGAUGCUUCAAGAUCUGCUGGGUAUGCAAAAACUGAAGAUGACUUAUCCAGUGUAUUUUUAAAGAAAGGAACAUAUUCUGCUUUUGUAGAACUGCACAUUGAACAAGGGCCUAUUCUAGAAGAUGAAGGUAUAUCUAUAGGCAUAGUUACUGCCAUCGCAGCUCCAGCAAGUCUAAAGGUUGAAUUUGAAGGCAAUGGGGGCCAUGCAGGUGCUGUCCUCAUGCCUAACAGAAAUGAUGCUGGUCUGGCUGCUUCUGAAUUAGCCCUGGCUGUAGAGAGACAUGUGUUGGAUUCUGGGUCAAUUGAUACUGUUGGUACUGUUGGUAUCCUGGAACUGCAUCCUGGAGCAAUCAACAGCAUCCCUAGCAAAUCUCACCUAGAAAUUGACACAAGAGACAUUGACGAGGAAAGAAGAAACCAAGUGGUUGAGAAAAUUCACCAAUCAGCAAUUAGAAUAACCAAAACCAGAGGUGUCAAGCUCUCCGACUUUCGUGUCAUCAAUCAGGAUCCACCAGCCCUUUCUGAUGAAGCAGUCAUCAAGGCAGUAGAAACUGCGACAAGGGAACUAAAUUUGACAAGCAAGUUGAUGAUUAGUAGAGCCUAUCAUGAUUCAUUGUUUAUGGCCAGGUUGUCUCCAAUGGGCAUGAUUUUCAUUCCAUGUUACAAAGGUUACAGCCACAAGCCCGAAGAGUUUGCCACCAUUCAAGAUAUGUCAAAUGGUGUAAAAGUAUUGGCUCUGACCCUAGCCAAAUUGUCCAGUCAGUAAGAUCUUUUGUAGUGGGCUUGUGUGCACUAUCCUUGUAGAACAAGGACAUGUAAUUUAUAUCUGUUGCAGCCUAAUGAUUAAAUAAUUUAAAUUUUAGAUUUACCCCUUUAGUCUAUAAGAGUGGGAUAUUGAACCAUCCAACGUGAAAAGUGGAUCUAUGAGAAACACUUUUAAAAGGUGUAAAAUGAUAACUGCCUACGGAAGGAUUCAGAGCAGUAAAUUUUACUUACUGGAUGGCUCAAAAGACAAAGGAACUUGUCCUUUUUGGCACUUAUUCAAUAGGAUAAAAAAAGCUGAAGAAGACAAAGGAACUAGUGAUAUUGUUGAAUCCAGUUGCAUAUACCCACCCCAACCAGAAGAGCCUUUUUUAUAUCUUAAUAGUUGGACUUGGACCACUUUGUAUGGAGACAAAAGACAUCUUACUAUUCUCAAUUUUUCCACAAUUUUUCCA
Messenger RNA from Cajanus cajan (pigeon pea), 1993 nucleotides. The record is from RefSeq and is a predicted model, not a curated record. NCBI's taxonomy places the organism in Eukaryota, Viridiplantae, Streptophyta, Magnoliopsida, Fabales, Fabaceae.